GUAGAUUUUGUUUUCCGUGUACGGGUUUUGCUUCUUCUGUCUUUUCACGUAGGCAGUGUUGACUGCGUGUUUCCAGUUUUUGCUAUUUUGAGUGAAAAAUCCUGUAAUAUCCCUGAAUCUGCAUUUAAAAUGUACUCCAACGACGAUUAUAUAGAUGGCGGCUACGAUGACUACAGUUAUGACAUGGAGCCACUAGAUGAUGGAAUCUACGAUCGGUCGUAUUAUCCUAUGCAUGAGGACGUUAAAAAAUUCUUGGUGUAUUUUUGCAGCGUUAUCAAAGGGGGUGUGGUGUACGAGAUACAGAACUUGUAUGAAAAUACGUUUCCUAAGUUGAGCGAGCAGCACUUUGAGAAAAAGGCUUGGCCUAGCGAGAAAGAAGUGGCUAUUUUAGUGGAGAAUGAUAGUUUAUUCAUGAUCUUGUAUAAGGAACUGUAUUAUCGACAUCUGCACGCUAGAAUUCAAGGCGGACCGUCACUAGAACAGCGUUUGAAUUCUUUUUAUAACUACUGUAGCUUUUUCAAUACUAUUCUUCCUUCGAUGGAACCGGUGCAGCUAGAAUUGCCGGAUAUCUGGUUGUGGGAACUAAUCGAUGAGUUUGUCUACCAGUUCCAAAAUUUCGCUCAAUAUCGUGCCAGAUUAACGGACAAAUCUGAAGAAGAGAUGGACACCUUGCUUAAUAACAACAGCAAAGUUUGGAACAUUCUAUGCAUUCUGAACGUACUUCAUUCAUUGGUUUCAAUGUCGAAGAUCAAGGAUCAAUUGGAAGCUGCUGCUGCAGGUCGCGAUCCCGAGGAAGUAGCUGGUGAAUUCGGACGUCAUUCGUUUUACAAAAUGCUUGGAUAUUUUAGUUUGGUUGGAUUGCUACGUGUUCAUUCACUGCUGGGUGAUUACCACCAAGCUAUCAAAGUGCUUGAACCGAUCGAGAUACAUAAGAAGAGCCAAUAUUCGCAUAUUCCGGCUUGUCAAAUUUCUACUUCAUACUAUGUUGGAUUUGCAUACAUGAUGAUGCGGCGUUAUUCUGAUGCUAUUCGCACAUUCUCCUCAAUUCUUUUAUAUAUUCAACGAACUAAACAGCUGUAUAGCGCACGUUCUUAUCAGAAUGAUCAAAUCAAUAAACAAACGGACCAAAUGUACCAUCUCUUAGCAAUUUGCUUAGUGCUGCAUCCACAAUGCAUUGACGAAUCAAUCCAGCAGGUGCUCCGCGAGAAAAAUUACCACGACAAUAUGUACAAAAUGCAAUGUGGUGAUUUGGAUACUUUCCGAAACUUUUUUGUGUUUGCUUGUCCAAAAUUUGUAUCACCUGUUCCCCCACCACCAGACGCACCUAUUGAGGAUUAUGUGAAGGAAGCAUUGGAGCAUCAGACCAAUGUUUUUAUGGAUGAGGUUCGUCAACAACAGGAAUUGCCAACUAUCCGAUCAUACUUGAAGCUGUACACAACAUUACCGCUACUGAAGCUAGCUUCUUUCAUGGAUCAUAUUCCACAGGAUGAAAUCGGCGAACAGAAAAUCGAAAAUUUGUUGACACAUUUAUUGUGCUUUAAACAUAAGAUGAAAAACAUUGUUUGGACCAAGGGUUCUAGUGGAUUGGAAGGUAAAUUUCAGUCGGGAUCAGAGUUGGACUUCUUUAUUGACAAAGAUAUGAUUCACAUUGCUGAUACAAAAGUUUCACAUCGUUAUGGUGAUUUCUUCAUCAGAAAGAUUAUGAAAUUUGAGGAUUUGAAUCGCCGCCUCCAUAACUUGAAGGGAUAACUUACAGUUUGCUGUCGAACUGUGCAACAAAAGGCAUGUUUAAUAGUAGAUUAAACUUUUUAUUGAUGCACUUUUCGAGUAUUAAAGCGAAUGUAAUUAUCAAUUUCAAAUAAACAAAUAUAUUCAACGAAA
Messenger RNA from Wyeomyia smithii (pitcher-plant mosquito), 1881 nucleotides. It is a transcript of the gene eIF3l, whose product is annotated as eukaryotic translation initiation factor 3 subunit L. The record is from RefSeq and is a predicted model, not a curated record. Gene Ontology annotation, cellular component: cytoplasm; eukaryotic translation initiation factor 3 complex. NCBI's taxonomy places the organism in Eukaryota, Metazoa, Arthropoda, Insecta, Diptera, Culicidae. Gene Ontology annotation, molecular function: translation initiation factor activity; protein binding. The coding region runs from base 130 to 1749 and encodes 539 amino acids. Gene Ontology annotation, biological process: translational initiation. The transcript has 2 exons.